CAGCCAGCGUAUGGCGGGGGUGGGGCGCGCUGCUCCCAAGUGCUAGUGGGUGUAAGUGUCGGCUGAUGACUGCCCAUGUGGGUGUAGCCUAAAAUAGCCUGUAGUGACGCCUGAGAGCUGCAGGACGCAGGCUGGGCCCUCAAGAUGGCGGCCAGGGGCGCAACAACCGUGGCCGCACUCUGGCCCCCUCUGCUGUCUCCCGUCAUCCUCUUACUGGUCCUCACGGCCACACUACACACAGGGCUGUGUAGCGAGGAUGAGGAGAGACUGGUGAGGGACCUUUUCCGCGGCUACAACAAGCUCAUCCGCCCAGUGGAGAAUAUGACGAACAAUGUGGAUGUGGCGUUUGGUCUGGCCUUCAUUCAGCUCAUCAAUGUGAACGAGAAGAACCAGAUCAUGAAGUCCAACGUCUGGCUGCGAUUGGUGUGGAGGGACUACCAGCUGAGGUGGGACGCGGCUGACUACGGUGGCAUCAAAGUGCUUCGCCUUCCCCCGGACAAAGUGUGGAAGCCUGACAUUGUAUUAUUCAACAACGCCGAUGGGAACUACGAGGUUCGCUACAAGAGUAACGUGCUGAUUUACCCACACGGCGAGGUGCUGUGGGUGCCGCCUGCCAUCUACCAGAGCUCGUGCACCAUCGACGUGACCUACUUCCCCUUUGACCAGCAGACGUGUCUCAUGAAGUUUGGCUCGUGGACAUUUAAUGGGGACCAGGUUUCUCUGUCCCUUUACAACGACAAGGACUUCGUCGAUCUCUCUGACUACUGGAAAUCUGGCACCUGGGAUAUUGUGGAGGUGCCCGCUUUCCUCAACGUGGUGUCCAACGCGCCCCACCCCACGGAGACCGAUAUCACCUUCUACAUCACCAUCAGGAGGAAGACCCUGUUCUACACCGUCAACUUGAUCCUGCCCACUGUCCUCAUCUCCUUCCUCUGUAUCCUGGUGUUCUACCUUCCCGCUGAGGCAGGAGAAAAAGUGACGCUCGGUAUCUCCAUUUUGCUCUCCCUGGUUGUGUUCCUCUUGCUGGUGUCGAAGAUCUUGCCGCCGACCUCACUGGUGCUUCCUCUGAUUGCCAAGUAUCUGCUCUUCACCUUCGUCAUGAACACCGUCUCUAUCCUCGUCACCGUCGUCAUCAUCAACUGGAACUUCAGGGGCCCGAGGACUCACCGGAUGCCCAACUGGAUCCAGGUGUUGUUCCUCAAGUACCUCCCCGUCAUGCUGUUCAUGAAGCGUCCCAAGAAGACCCGACUCCACUGGAUGAACGAGAUGACCCCCGGCCAGUCCCUCUCUCCUAUGGCAGCAGGCGGCGUGCCUCCCCACCAUCACUUCGGCUCUCCGGAGAUCGAUAAGAGCACCGGCAAAAUCGAGCACAUGGAGAUGUCCAACAUUCACCACCCGAACUGCAAUCUCAACCAAAUGCCGAGGCGCGAAUCGGAAAACUCUGAUUCCCUGUUUAUCACACCGGAAGCGUACAAAGCGACGGAGGCCGUGGAGUUCAUCGCCGAGCACCUGAGAAACGAGGACCACUACAUCCAGAUACGCGAAGACUGGAAAUACGUGGCCAUGGUCAUUGAUCGUCUUCAACUGUACAUUUUCUUCGCCGUCACCACAGCCGGCACGAUUGGUAUUCUGAUGGAUGCCCCACAUAUAUUUGAGUAUGUCGAUCAGGACAACAUUAUCGAUACUUAUAGAGGGAAGUGAAUCAUGAAAUUUAACCAAGUUGGAAUUCACGUGUAUAAUUCAAAACGGAUAAAAAUAUUGAAAAAUAGAGGCAUAUGAUCCGGAUACGAAAGCUUGUGAGCUCAAGUGGGAAUGUGCCAAAUAUAGAAGGAGAA
Molecule: messenger RNA, 1835 nt
Organism: Scylla paramamosain (green mud crab)
Lineage: Eukaryota; Metazoa; Arthropoda; Malacostraca; Decapoda; Portunidae
Product: acetylcholine receptor subunit beta-like 1
Biological process (GO): signal transduction; regulation of membrane potential; chemical synaptic transmission
Cellular component (GO): postsynaptic membrane; synapse; neuron projection
Molecular function (GO): transmembrane signaling receptor activity; acetylcholine-gated monoatomic cation-selective channel activity
Source: RefSeq, a predicted model, not a curated record